Molecule: messenger RNA, 3131 nt
Organism: Pelobates fuscus (common spadefoot toad)
Lineage: Eukaryota; Metazoa; Chordata; Amphibia; Anura; Pelobatidae
Gene: FEZ2
Product: fasciculation and elongation protein zeta 2
Exons: 9
Coding region: 74-1291 (405 amino acids)
Cellular component (GO): cytoplasm; axon
Source: RefSeq, a predicted model, not a curated record
CUGCCGCAGUAGGAACCUGUCUCAGCUGCCCCGGAGAGUCUCGGGACCGCCUGCCCGCAGUGGUUAUAGUGUCAUGGCGGCCCCGCUCGCCCAGUUUGAUGAGGACUGGCAGGACUUUUACGAGUUCAGAGCCCCGGCUCCUCCGGCCGCCUCCUCCGGGGACAAGAACCGGCUGGACAAGGUGAACUCCAACUCGGCCGGCUCGGGGGGCUCGGCGGGCGGGGGGGCCCUGGAGGAGCUGGCCGAGCUGGAUAACGGCUUCUCGGUGGAGAUCAUGGGGGGCUUCCAGUCCAUGGAGGAUCUGGUCAAUGACUUCGACGACAAGCUGACUGCCUGCUUCCGCAACUACAGCGCCGACACCGGCAACAUCGCCCCGGUCCGGCCCAUCACCGAGGACGGCAUCAUGAAGGACGACGAAAUAUGGAAUGCUUUGACUGAUAACUAUGGCAACGUGAUGCCUGUUGACUGGAAAUCAUCUCACACUAGAGCGUUGCACUUACCAACCCUAAACCUUUUGGACAAAGCAGUUAAUAACAAUAUGAAUCUCGACUUAUCUGAUGAUGAGGAGUUAAGGGAACAGCUAGACAUGCAUUCCAUCAUUGUGUCUUGCAUCAAUGAGGAGCCUUUGUUCACCGCUGAGCAGGUUAUUGAAGAGAUUGAGGAAAUGAUGCAGGAGUCUCCUGACCCUGAAGAGGAAGAUGCACCUUCUCAGUCAGACCGCCUCUCUAUGCUUUCACAGGAGACCCUGAAGAAAUCCUCUACAAGUAGCUCAUAUGAAGAAAAAGUGAAGCGGAUGUCUGUUGCAGAAUUGAAUGAUCUGCUUGAUGAAAUUGAAACGGCUAUUAAGGAUUAUUCUGAAGAGCUGGUACAACAGCUGGCUUUGAGGGAUGAACUGGAGUUUGAAAAAGAGGUGAAAAACAGUUUUAUAUCAGUUCUUAUCGAGGUACAGAACAAGCAGAAAGAGCACAAGGAGAAUUUGAAAAAGAAGAAAAGGCUAAGAAGUGGGAAUGCACAGAAUGGCAAGCAGGAUAGGGGUCACAUGCCUGGAACGCGCUUCAGCAUGGAAGGCUUAUCAAACGUCAUACAGCAUAGCUUUCGCCAGACGUUUGGGAGCUCAGGUGGAGAGAAACAGUAUCUGACCACUGUUAUUCCUUACGAAAAGAAAAAUGGGCCACCUUCGCUCGAAGACCUCCAGAUACUAAGUAAAAUACUCCGUGCAAUGAAAGAUGAUAGUGAGAAAGUGCCAAGUUUGCUAACAGACUACAUUUUAAAGGUUCUCUGUCCUACUUAAGAGACUCGCUUGGACGAACGCACGUGUCCUGCUUUGGGAUGACAUUUCCUGUUUUCAAUAAGAUGCAAUUUCAUGGAUCCAUUAGAAAUCCUCUGCUUACAGACCGUAUAGCUGAAAACCUGUUCAUCAACAUCCCAUCUCUUUUAGGAAAACAAAAAAAACAACAAAAAAAUAUAAUUGGUACUUUGAGCAUGGUGAUAAACUUACUCAGCUGUUUCAGGUGUCUGUGAUUGCAAAGUAUUAUGUGACAUGCUACCAUUGUUGGAUGUGGAAUGCAUGCAUUGCUUGCUGUGAGCAGGUACGUGCAUGGGAUUCUUCAGCGCCUUCAGAUUUAACCAUGUUAGUGCUAGCUAUGUUCACAAUACAUUGCACAGCACUGAAAAGGUUAAUGUAAUAUGUGAGUUUAGAACAAAUGUAUAGUUUUAACCAGUUUUUAUGCUUUGAAAUCUAUUUUUACAGUAAAUUUAAGUGGGGAAAACCCACACUAAUCCUUUAACUGUCUCAAGAAGAGGAAAUAUUUCAUACAGAUAUUAAUCACACAGUAAUACUGUUGACCGCAAUGUAUAAAGGGAUCAAAUGCUAAUUGCACUGAUGUUUUAUUUAAAAAAAAAAAAGUGUACAAAUAUUCCGAUUUAUAAUCACUACAGAAAGAACGAAAGCAUUAAUCUGAUGUUCUGUCAUUUUGACAGGAAUUAACCAGGUAGAACAGGUAACAAGUUAUUUUCAGAGAUAUUGGGGUGUAUUUACAAAGCAGUGAAAUAUUUACAGAAUUGCAAAAAUUCAGCUAAGAGUUCAGUUGUAUAUAUUUUUUAUUUUUUUUUUUUAAAUAUUUUUUUCAACUUUGCUAGUUUAGCUGAAUUUUGCAAAUUUGUUGUCAGCUCAACACAUCUCACUGUUUUUAUUAAUACAUCCUUAAAGGUGUGCAGAUGUUUUGCAACAUGUGCUAAUGUGUUUUAAGAGUGCAAUCCUGUUCUCUCAUCUUGCUACUCGUGUGCUUUUGGUUCAACGGGAUGGUGGGAGCCAACGUAAACGCAUUAGUGGUAACUUAUUGCCAAAUGUCCUGAAGGAUUAAUCCGCUAAAAGCAAGGCACAAGCGCUUUUGAACUGCCUAAAUUGGAUUACAGCCUAAUUGCCCUUAAUUGAUAAAAUGGUUUGCAAAACGACAAUAUGAUUUAUAUUGACUUUAUUACAUACAUGACACCAAGUGGAAAUGUUUAUCUUUUAAGUAUAUAUUUGUGUAUUUUGGUUUUCUUUCAUUUACAGUGUUAUUUGACAUGACUACGUGUUCUGACAACAUGCCUUGUUAGCUAGGAUAAAGGACAGGUACUUCAUCUCUUGGUAAAGCCUGCCAUUUCAGUGAUGAACAGCCGAAAGCUGAAUCCUUUGAAGUUAAAGGGAAUAAUUAGAUGCGUCUCUGAGCCAUUUAACCCUUCAGGUGCAUUGGUGAUGUCCAACGUCUGGUAUAAAGUUGCGUUGCUCACCCCCUCUAGCUCUGAAAGGGUUUACGUUAAACACUCUCUAACUUGCAUUACUAUGCUUCUAAAUGAUAAAGCAAUUAACCAAUGCAGUAGACUCAACUUUAUCAAAUUUGAAUUGGCUUAGCGGCACUUUAAUGGCUUCUAAAAAUAAUACUUAUGCCAUGGAUCUCUAGUACUGUGUCUAGUCUGUGUUGUUGCAUUUUACAGACCGUUUGUUAGGGUUUUAUUUUCUUACAGCUAAUUUUUGCACAUUAAAGGAUGGUGUUCUGUGAGCACAGAUAGGAGUUGACAAUAUUUGGAUGGGUUGUAUGUUUUUAAAGAGUGGUAGAAAACUUUAAAAGUAGCAGAACUAGCCACAUACA